This is a messenger RNA of Trametes versicolor FP-101664 SS1, 1260 nucleotides long. RefSeq lists its product as uncharacterized. The record is from RefSeq and is a predicted model, not a curated record. The coding region runs from base 90 to 953 and encodes 287 amino acids. The transcript is spliced from 5 exons. NCBI's taxonomy places the organism in Eukaryota, Fungi, Basidiomycota, Agaricomycetes, Polyporales, Polyporaceae.
CUUGAUCGUGCAUAUACAUAGACACGACCACUGAGGCCUGCGGCGAGCCUUACUUCCAACCCCCCUACACAACGACUGUAGAAUCCAAUAUGGUGGUCAAACAUCUGCCACCGACCGUGAAGCAGCUGCUGACGCUGCGCACACCUCAACCGCGUCCGACGCCUUCUCUACCGCGGCUUACCGCAGUCCUCUCCAGCACUUUCCAAGAUGCGAAGGCGAAGAAGGCUGAGCGGGGCUGGCUCACACUUGCGAUGUGCACUCUUCUGACCGCAAACGCUCCGCCAACUAUCGGUCACUUGUACCGUUUCGCGACGCGGGACAACCUGGACAACGCAGCGACGCGUCGCGGAUAUGACGAGGCGCUGUCCAAGGCCGCACUCAUGCGUGAGUCCGCGCUGAAGAGCUGCAUCUUCGUCGGCGUACCACGCACGAUCCUCUCUUUGGCGAACCUACACGAGACAAUAGAAGACGACGUCAGGAACGGGCUGCGGAAGACGUCUGUCAGGACGGUGGACAGCAAGAACGUCGAUGAGAUCGUAGCGCGCGGCGAGGCGCUGUGGGCGACCAUCUACACCCCCCAUGCGGAAAAACUUCGUAACAAGUUAGGCUCGUAUCACCCCGACUUCAUAGAAUUCAUCAUACAGGCGUACGGAGCGGUGCUGGCGCCCCUGCCCGGGGGCGACGCCGUGCUGGGCAACCUGAGCCGCGCGCAGGGCUCGAUCGUCGGGACCGCGUGCCUGCGGGCGGAGGGCGGCGUCGGCCCGCAGCUGACGAGCCACGUCUUUGGGCUGCUCAAGGCGCGCGACGUGCCCGGGCUCAGCGCGGAGGACUACUGGCUCGCGAGCGACGAGGGCACGGAGUGGGUCGUGCGCACCGUCGACAAGAUUCUCGACGUUGUGAAGCCGGAGCUGGCGCUCCCGGACGCGGAUGGCGCCCCGCAGGCGAAGCUCUAACUCUGAACUCAGGCUCGGGAGCGGGGGACGGGGCGGGCGGGCGGGCGGUCGGUCCGCAGGGGGGAAGGGUCCGAAGGGGAGAUGUCCGGCAGGGGCUCGUUUCUGUUUAGUGUCGUUCCUGCCCAGAAAUGGCGCGCGUUGUACCAUACUGGGCGCGGGGAGGAGAACCAAAGGACGGUGCAUCGAGGCGGUUACGGCACAUCGGGGUCGAUCGCUGGCCCACGGUUGUGGUACCGAAGCAAGUGUCCUUCGGUUCUCGACCUACUUGGAUAGUAUACAAGGUUGUACAUCGACAUAUAGAUAUAAA